GCGGCGCGCGCCCCGGCGCGGUGAGCGGCGGCCCCGCCGGCUUCUCCCGCGAGUACAAGCUGGUGAUGCUGGGCGCCGGCGGCGUGGGCAAGAGUGCCAUGACCAUGCAGUUCAUCAGCCACCGCUUCCCAGAAGACCACGACCCCACCAUCGAGGAUGCCUAUAAAAUCCGGAUCCGCAUCGAUGAUGAGCCUGCCAACCUGGACAUCUUGGAUACGGCCGGACAGGCGGAGUUCACUGCCAUGCGGGACCAGUACAUGCGGGCGGGGGAGGGCUUCAUCAUCUGCUACUCCAUCACGGACCGGCGCAGCUUCCACGAAGUUCGCGAGUUCAAGCAGCUCAUUUACCGAGUGCGCCGCACCGACGACACCCCGGUGGUCCUCGUGGGGAACAAGUCUGACCUCAGGCAGCUGAGACAGGUCAGCAAGGAAGAAGGACUGGCUCUGGCCCGAGAGUUCAGCUGUCCCUUCUUCGAGACGUCUGCCGCCUACCGCUACUACAUCGACGACGUGUUCCACGCCCUGGUCCGCGAGAUCCGCAGGAAGGAACGGGAGGCCGUGCUGGCCGUGGAGAAGAAAGCGAAGCCCAAGAACAGUGUGUGGAAGAGGCUGAAGUCGCCGUUCCGGAAGAAGAAGGAUUCGGUCACUUGAGGGGGCGUCGCGAGGCAUUGGCCUGUGAACUGCAGCGCGUACCAGCAGUCCGGUGACCUGACAGGGAGCGUGGCCGUUAGUGUAAAAGUGACUGAUGACGGGGACAUGCCUACUAGGAGUUUUCAAUGACGUGGUAUUUAAAACAUUGUCUCUUCGCUAAUUCUGAUUUAUUAACCCAGUGGAGCACUGUUUGCUUUUAAAUUGUCACAUUAGAAUUUGAUCUACGAACGUUCGGGGUUCUGUCGCUGAUAUUAAUUAAUUAAUUAGCUAAUUAAUUAGUUAAUGUAAGUUACAUGGACCCAGGGGAGUGUGCGUGCAGUGCGUGUCCGGCCACGCCCACGAGAGGACGUUUUGGCCCCGCAUGGCUCCAGGUCACCCUUCGACCUCCGUGUCCUGCGACCUUGGUCUCUGUUGGCACCGAGCUUCCUGGAGACAGGGCAUCGCCGGGGGAAGCCCGUGCCGAAGGACCAGGCCGCGGCUCGGCCCGGGGCUGCGGGACUGGGUCCCGAGGUAGCUUCCGGAGUGAUGAAGCUGGCGAGGACACGGGGAGGGCGGGGACGGUGUGUUCAGCACGCGCCUGGCUGUCUGGAAGCGUGCCGGGCCAGCGGCGCGUCCUCCUGCAAGGUUAUUCUCUCUCCUUCCGAGUUUCGCCUUUCUUACCUUCAGGGGUACCGUCGCUGGGUCACUGGGCUCCUGUUGGGUCCCGCUUUCUGGCCCGGACAGCCGCGCCCAGAGCGGCCGCCCAGCGAGCAUCUACGCAGGGGGCUCCCUGGUGCUUUGCCUGGGCUCCCUGUGGCCCGCAUGAGAGCUGGGCUUGGCAGACUGACUGCACGUUCCACGCAGAAGAGACGGCGGCCUUUGAGUAAACUUGUCCGUGCGCCUCCUUGACCUUGACGAUCACUAGACUCAGCGCUGUAAGAAAGCCUGUGGCACUUUGUUUGCUGGGCCAGGCUCGAAGCUUUAAAAUCCCCGUGUGUUGGGUUUCUCAUUGGAGGUGUCCUCACCGGCACCUGGCUGAGUCCACCUCAGGGCGGUCUGAGCCUGGACAACGCUUAGCCUGAGAGAAGGCCACCUCGGUAACCUGUGUGUGGUUGGGAAACCGGUGUCCCGGGGAGAAGCAGCUUCAAAUGUCGAUGGCGACCUCUCUCUCUUAGAAUCAAGGUGACCUUGAUAUCUGAACUUGUUCCGUGUGGAGACUGAGCGCAGAGUGCCGAGGGUGAUGUAGCAGACACUGAACAUCAAGCGUCACCGAGGCAGCGUUUGUAUCCUCUUUGAACUCUCAGAACGUGACUGUGCGGUGACACAAAGCACGCAGCUCGGCUCGCUGGUCUCCGUUUUGGUCACAGGCAGGACAGGCUGAUGCGUUUUUCCGUAUAAUCAACGGUAUAUGUUCCAGGUUUAAAGAAAAGUGAUGGUUGUAACUUUUUUAGCUGAAUAGAGUUUCUUUUUGAAACUCCUGGGAAUGUUUUUGCUCCACACAAGUCAUGUUUUAUGGUACUCAAGCCAUCCCAGAGCGGAAGAGCCAGCUCUCGAAUCCGUGCAGGACAAAGAUCUCGUCGGAGCCGUAGCAUUUGGAGAAGCAUCAGGUAGAAGAGAAUAUGGGGCAUUUCCCCUGGCACAGCGUCUCCCGCAUUUAAACCAGAUCAGAGCUUCCUGAGCUUAGUGCCGCUCUGGUCAGUAACGGCCUCGGGCACCGUCAGCCUCAAGUGAGGGCUGUGGGCGGCGUCAUUACUGGCCGUCGUCAAGGCGUCGCCCAAAAGAAAGUCCUGUGAGGCAGGAGGGGCUUUGCGCUGCUGUGGGAACAGUGACAGCCUGGUGCUUCUGAGGCCGUCACUGCCGCGCGUUUGAUCGUCGGCUGCACGCGCCCCGCGGUUAGCACGGAGCACGUGUGCGGGGUGGAAAGUGUGCAUUGUAGCUCUCUCCUUAGUGACCACGUCGUGGACGUAACUGAUAAGCUCUACGCAGUCAGCUUUAUCCAAAUCGAGGGCAUUUCAAUCAACAACUGCCUCAACUUCGAAGAGAAAUUCAGGGACAAGUUGAAAAGCACUGGAUCUGUCCAUGUCCAAUCCCAGGCUGGUAAGUCACAGUUAGAAGCUGGUGUCUGGAAUUAGCUGUUCAGGAUGCAGAACGGGAUCUGCGUUUUUCCGUCACACUGUCUCAGCAAGCACCGUCUGCUGCGGGGUCAGGGGGCACGGUUUUCACCGUUACCCGUGUCUAUGAAGACAGUCCGUGCGACACAAUACAGAACUGAUGAACAGCUUGUUGGGCCCCGCCUUUACUUACCCAUGUGGGUGGAAGCGUUUGGCAUCGCCACGGAGGGUCACCUUAGAAAACAAUGCGGUGAGAUUUCACAUUCUGGGAAAUACGGAUCCAACAAUUCGGUGCCCGCCGUGUGCAGGACACCGGUGCAGGGCGCCAGGGAGCAUGGCGUGGGUCCUCCUCCAUGUGGAGACGAGACAGGAAGCCACUGCAGUACCUUUGAGACCGACCAAGGGUCCGUUAAAGGCGUUUCGGUUACGCAUACGAAGUGUGAGAGAACGGACAGUCCGUUUCCCGUGAAGGUCAUUGCUUUUAUCUCCGCUGCUGAGGGGCGUCGGUGCUCAUAGGCCGUCACCGGGAUGCAUUUCUGUGCCCCACUGUUGAACAUGUCCUGAGUGGGUCUGUGACUGUCGCCCUGAUCCACUGUCGAAACAGUGACAAGGGCGCAGGUGUCAUCUAAGGCCACGUCUGCUGGGAAGGCAGCGGAAAUCACAGCCGCUUCUGUGUGCUGAGCACUGUAGGAGCCAUGGGGGUUCCCGGGGGUGUAACAUCCCAUCCCAAGCUUGGGUACAGUGCGCAUGUGCAGACGCCUGGUGGUGUCGCGGCUCCCCACGGGGUGCUGCAGGGGUUCGGAGGAGGAAUUAGUGUGGCCGGGGCAGGUGGGGCGCCGACUCCAAGAGCUCGGGGGAGGCAAGUCGAGGGGAGCUCGAAUUUAACCCAGGUGGAAUAAUAAAGAGUCGUAACCUCUGAAGUUUCUCCUCAGUCCUGGUAUUUAUUGCUUAUUUCCUUAAAAAUAUGUUUUCUUCUAUAUGUUUAACAAGCUCCUGACAAAUAAUUGGUUGUGUUGUGCCUUUUCCGAGCUCGUUCUUGGGAGGGUGGGACGUGGCGUCUUUGCUAAGUUUGACAGGCACUUGGCUUUAGGAGACAGGUCCGAUACUGAAAAUGUGGGCUUUGCAGCAAUCGCGGAUUUGCUCAGCUUCACAUUAAUUUUUUUUUUUUCCACAUUAUUCAUCCUACAUUUCAUCAGCUCAGCUGCAACUGAAACUUAGGUGCUUCAGCCUCAUUCUCUGGCUAAAGAGAUUCUUCUUCCUCGAGAUACCUCCGAGCAAUCUCACUGCACGGAUUAAUUUUGUCUCUCUCCCUACUAAGAAUUGCUGUGAAAUGAUUAGGUCAAACACAAACUAGAAUAAACAAAUGAAAACAGC
Molecule: messenger RNA, 4114 nt
Organism: Pteropus alecto (black flying fox)
Lineage: Eukaryota; Metazoa; Chordata; Mammalia; Chiroptera; Pteropodidae
Gene: RIT1
Product: Ras like without CAAX 1
Exons: 5
Coding region: 66-650 (194 amino acids)
Biological process (GO): Ras protein signal transduction
Cellular component (GO): plasma membrane
Molecular function (GO): GDP binding; GTP binding; calmodulin binding
Source: RefSeq, a predicted model, not a curated record